Messenger RNA from Colossoma macropomum (tambaqui), 1213 nucleotides. RefSeq names its product proteasome 20S subunit beta 12 (gene psmb12). The transcript has 6 exons. Bases 83 to 733 code for a protein of 216 amino acids. Gene Ontology annotation, molecular function: threonine-type endopeptidase activity. Gene Ontology annotation, cellular component: proteasome core complex. The record is from RefSeq and is a predicted model, not a curated record. NCBI's taxonomy places the organism in Eukaryota, Metazoa, Chordata, Actinopteri, Characiformes, Serrasalmidae.
ACAACCAGAAAAAGUUCCUUCUGAAUGAAGUGACACGACCCAAGUCGAAGCUCGAUCGUUCAGUUAUCAUCCCCUUCAAACAAUGGAAAUGCACCCGAACCACCAAUAUAAAGGUGUCAGCACAGGCACAACCAUCCUUGCAGUAAAAUUCAAUGGAGGGGUUAUCAUUGGUUCUGACUCCAGGGCCUCAGUUGGUGGGUCUUAUGUGUCCUCUAAAGUCAUUAACAAGCUGAUCCAGGUUCAUGACAGGAUAUUCUGUUGCAUUGCUGGCUCAUUGGCAGAUGCGCAAGCUGUAACAAAAAUGGCUAAGUUCCAGCUAUCUUUUCACAGUAUACAGAUGGAGUCUCCCCCCUUGGUGAAAGCCGCAGCAUCCGUGUUAAAGGAGCUUUGCUACAGCAAUAGGGAGGAUCUGCAGGCUGGUUUCAUCACAGCAGGUUGGGACAGGAAGAAAGGGGCACAGGUAUACACAGUAUCGAUGGGAGGAAUGCUUAUUAGUCAGCCUUUUACUAUUGGUGGUUCUGGUAGCACCUACAUAUAUGGCUAUGCAGAUGCUAAAUACAAACCUGAUAUGAGCCGUGAGGAGUGCCUUCAGUUCACUACAAAUGCAUUGGCCCUGGCUAUAGGCAGAGAUAAUGUCAGCGGGGGUGUGGCCCACUUGGUGGUGAUUACCGAGGAUGGAGUGGAACAUGUGGUUAUUCCUGGUGAUAAACUGCCUAAGUUCCAUGAUGAGUAGAAUAUCUCUAGAACAGUGGAUCUUAGUCCUGGUCCUGGAGUACCACUAUCUAGCAUGUUUUCUUAACCUUAUGAUAGCCUUACACUUGUCUUAGGCUGUAAGAGUUGACAAGGUAAAAUCUAAAUUUAUCACAGCCUGUGCUACUUGUGCCCAUCCUUUUCUUAAAGAAAAUCGUAAGAAAAUAAUUAAGACUGUCUUAAGAGAAUAUUUGAGAACUUAAGGUUUUUCAAGAAUUGCAUUUAAGAACAUUCUUGUGAACUUCUUAAUGCUUGUCUUAACAACUGUCGCAAGUUUUUUCUUAAGAAAGUCUUCAUGACUCUAGCCCCAUGGCUGAGAACCACUGCUCUAAAACAUAACCAUCGACAUAACAAUCAUAACAGUCAACUGUGACAUUUGCAAUAGUGUGAUCAGUUGAAGUCCUGUUGAAAAUCUGUUCACAUGUAAAUCAAUUAAAAAUAUACAUUUUUCUGUGCUACAAAA